UUGUCCCUCUUGCCCGUUUGGAAUCCCCUUCUUAAGAAAACGCCUCUCCUUUCUUGGCUCGGGAGCUGCAGUAGACGAACCAGCAACCAAUAUUACUCAGAAUUUAUGAGAUUUUUGAAGGAUUUAGAGUGAAAGUUUGAAAAAAAUGGCAGAAGAGAAGAUGGGUUCCAAAGGGCAAGCUUGGUUCUGUGCUACUGGAUUGCCCAGCGAUGUCGUGAUCGAAGUCGAUGACAUGAUAUUUCAUCUUCACAAGUUCCCUCUAAUGUCCAAGAGCAGCAAGCUCCAUCAUCUAAUCACAGAGCGAGAACAAAACCCUAGAACACGGACCGAUGAAGAAGAGGAAGACGAAGAGAUCGAAGAGGAGGAGCUCCCUCACAUCUCGCUCCCAAAUUUCCCCGGCGGUUCCGGAACUUUCGAGACCGCCGCCAAAUUUUGUUACGGCGUCAAGAUCGAUCUCACCGCCGCCAACGUCGCCGCCCUCCGCUGCGCUGCAGAAUACCUAGAAAUGACCGAAGAAUUCUCGGAGGAUAACCUAAUCAACCGAACCGAGCGUUUCCUCGCCCAAUCCGUGUUCAGAAGCCUCAAAGGAUCCGUCAAAGCCCUAAAGUCCUGCAACACUCUCUCUCCUCUCGCCGAGGACCUCGGCAUCGUCCAGCGAUGCAUCGAUUCGAUCGCCGCGAGGGCGAACGCCUCCGACUCCGCGGCCAGCUCUCUCUUCGGUUGGCCGAUCGCCGACGCCGGCGCGCGGGAUCUCGGCUUCUCGGUCCGUCGGAAAAACAACAUCAAAGGCGGAUCCGACCCGUGGUUCGAGGAUCUGACGGCUCUCAGCCUCCCGAUCUACAAGCGCGUGAUAUCCGCCAUGAAAGAUAAAGAUCUGAGCUCCGACAUUAUCGAAGGAUCUCUCAUCUCCUACGCGAAGCGAUCGAUUCCAGGUCUCUCAAGGUCAAACCGGAAUCCUGCUCCAACUCCAUCAACGUCAGAAAUCGAACAAAGAGAGCUUCUCGAGACCGUAAUUACGAACCUGCCACUGGAGAAAAGCGCCGCCGGUGCAAACACCACAAGGUUCCUGUUCCGUUUACUUAGAACAAUCAACAUCCUGAGAGCGUCGGAAGCUUCUAGAACAUUGCUGGAGCGAAAAAUAGCGUCGCAAUUGGAGCACGCGACUCUUGACGAUUUGCUGAUGCCGAGUUAUUCGUACCUCGUGGAGACGUUGUAUGACGUGGACAGCGUGGAGAGGAUUUUGGGGUAUUAUUUGGAGAAGGUGGAGGAGAAUUCGUCGGCGAUUGUGGCGGCGGUGGCCGAAGAGGAGGCGGUGAGGUCACCGGGUGGUGAGAACAGUCCAAUGGUGAGAGUUGGGAGGUUGGUUGAUGGUUAUUUGGCGGAGAUUGCGUCGGACGCGAAUCUGAGGCCGGAGAGGUUCUGCGAUCUGGCGCUGGCGCUGCCUGAACGCGCGCGGGUUUAUGAUGAUGGGCUGUAUCGGGCCGUCGAUCUCUAUCUCAAGGCACACCCACGGAUAUCCGAAGAGGAGCGGGACAAAGUAUGCAGCGUUAUGGACUGCCGGAAGCUCACACUAGAAGCCUGCACCCACGCGGCCCAAAACGAACGCUUGCCUCUCAGAGCCGUAGUCCAAGUCCUCUUCUUCGAGCAGCUCCAGCUCCGCCACGCAAUUGCUGGGACCCUCAUCGCCGCCAACGCGAUUGGCGAACAACCAGACCAGCAAUCAGGAUCCUUGGCCCAUCGAGAGAACGACACAUGGCGGACUGCUAUCAGGGAGAACCAGGUGCUGAGACUUGAUAUGGAUAGCAUGCAGAAUAGAGUGCAGGAGCUGGAGAGGGAGUGUUCGAAUAUGAGGAAAGCGAUAGACAAAGUGGGCCGGAGAACAAACCGGGCGAGGAAUGGGUCAGAUCGGGCUUCAGCUGGGAGGAGAUUUGGGUGUAAGUUUGGGACUAAAGUUUGUGAUUCGCAGGAGAGGACUGUGAUGGAGCCGAGGAAGUCACAAACUGAGCAUCAGCAGAGUCCUUAGGUUCAAUUUGGGAUGGUUUCAGGGUACAUGUACUGUUUGUUUACACGCCCUUUUCAUAUUUUCACAAAUUGGGAUUUCAAGAGUGGAAAAUCUUCUUUUUUGAAUAGUUAGCUACUUGGUUUGGAAUUCUAAAGAAGCGAUUAAGCA
This is a messenger RNA of Asparagus officinalis (garden asparagus), 2170 nucleotides long. RefSeq names its product BTB/POZ domain-containing protein At5g66560-like. Gene Ontology annotation, molecular function: protein binding. The record is from RefSeq and is a predicted model, not a curated record. Lineage: Eukaryota; Viridiplantae; Streptophyta; Magnoliopsida; Asparagales; Asparagaceae.